Trichoderma atroviride IMI 206040 is the source of this 846-nucleotide messenger RNA. RefSeq lists its product as uncharacterized. Gene Ontology annotation, molecular function: catalytic activity. The record is from RefSeq and is a predicted model, not a curated record. NCBI's taxonomy places the organism in Eukaryota, Fungi, Ascomycota, Sordariomycetes, Hypocreales, Hypocreaceae.
AUGAUUGACGACAAUGAGACUUUUGAUGGAACUUUUCCAUUUAAGCCUCACUUUUCAGUAGUCCCAGCGUUUAAGAUGCACUACGUCGAUGAAGGACAAGGCCUCACAAUUAACUACAGAGUUAUUGUACUCGAUUUUAUGGGAUUCUGCAAAAGCGAGACUCCAAAUGUCGAGUACACAGCGAAGAGACAUACAGAAAAUUUGGAGAUUCUCGUCAACGAACUUAAUCUGCACGAAAUUACUCUUGUCGUGCACAACUGGGGUGGCCAGAUUGGCGGAGCUUUGGCAAUCAGGCAACCACAGUUGAUUCGCCGUAUCGUGGUCAUGAACACCAUGCUGUCGAUGGGAGAAACUCCAGAAGAUGAAUGCUUUGAGAAGAAUGAAAAGGAAUCGGCGUGGUUUGGCUGGGCGGAUCGAGAGAUGGCUGAUGGGGCCUUUGAACCAGUACUGAGGUCGUCCGGGGUAGCCAUUGUGGGAUUAAUGAAGCUACUCCAAGAAUUUGAACGUAAUGAGGCGUCUAAAGCGUUUUUCCGCGCAUAUUCACUGCCUUUCGCAACACCAGACGAAUGCCACGGUGUCCUUGCUUUUCCGAAGAGCAUUGUUACAGGAAGUUUCAAGCCAGAGAAGGGAACCCCUGAAAACGUGGAGGCGGUCAAGGCUAAACCGGCCAUGAUGAUUUACGGCAUGAAGGAUAAGGUUCUGCUGGCAAAAUACGUUAUUCCAGUCUUCAAAGCCGCACUUUCCAAUGCGCCCAUCCAUCAUCUAGAGAACGCAAGCCACUUUCUGCUGGAGGAUACACCAGAGGAAAUCGCAGAGCUGAUUCUUUCCUUCAUCAAGAGCACAUAA